Molecule: messenger RNA, 1395 nt
Organism: Fusarium coffeatum
Lineage: Eukaryota; Fungi; Ascomycota; Sordariomycetes; Hypocreales; Nectriaceae
Exons: 3
Coding region: 1-1395 (464 amino acids)
Biological process (GO): positive regulation of transcription by RNA polymerase II
Cellular component (GO): nucleus
Molecular function (GO): DNA-binding transcription factor activity, RNA polymerase II-specific; zinc ion binding; transcription cis-regulatory region binding
Source: RefSeq, a predicted model, not a curated record
AUGGCCCGCUCACGCGGAGGAUGCCUGAAUUGUAAAGCCCGCAAGCGAAAAUGCGACCAAGCUCGUCCAGAGUGCCAGGCCUGCUCCCAAAGAGGCAUGAGAUGCCAGGGCUACUCUACGCCUCUGCGCUGGGUCAACGGUGUUGCUUCCAGGGGACGGUUUGCUGGUGCUUCUAUCCCCGACGCGUCAUUCGUUCAGCCUGAGACUCAGCCCAACACGCUCACGCUUCCACCUAUACAGUACACCCCCGAACUAUCAGAAGCAGGCUCCCUCUCAGCCCAUGAUCCCUCCAGCACUGAAUCAUCGUCGGCAUUUUCACCCGGUGCGGGUGGUUCAGAUCCGAUCUUUCAAAGAUUCCUUCGUCAUGGGCUUAAUCGGCUGUAUUCCACGGAAGCGAGUUCCUGGAUCAAGCCUUUCUUUGAGGAGAUGGCGCAUCAGAGUCCGGCGCUCGUCAUGAUUGCUGGCGCUAUACAGGGCUACCUCGAUGAUGGCAUGUCGGUCAAGUCCAUGGAGUAUGUUGAUUUGGCGUUGCAGACUUUUCGGCAGGAGCUUAGUGCUCGGUAUGAGAAGUUUCAUGUCGCGACUCUACUUCAAGGAAAACCAUGGACCAUGUAUCUCGAUCUCAUCGUCAACGUAUACGACCUGAAGAACAAACUCAAAACACCAGGUCAAAUCCCCAUCGACAAUCUCUACCACCGCCACCUCCUCGAAGUCCUCGGCGUCAUGGACAUUCCAUCCAUGGUCAUCGGCAGAUCCGGAGAACCUAUCGGCGUGUGGAAGCUCCUUCGUCGUCUUCAAGACGAUUUUCCAGAAGGUCGUGCGGACGGCAUCGAAGUCGUCUCAGGUCUUCCACGAUCAUUACUAGACAUCUUCGCUGGGCUGGUAGACAACGACCCAGAGUAUACGGAAACUCGCUUCUGGUCUUGGCCUGGCGAAGUAGGUGAGUCGUUGCAAGUACACUUAUGGGAAGCGUGGCGGUUCUCAGGUAUCCUCGAAGUCCGUCGUCGACUACGAAUGGAACGCAAAAGAAGAGGAAUGCCCGAGGAUAUUCCAAAGAACAACCAUUCUGACACAGAAGUCGUUCUAUGUCGUCUCAUCGCAUCAAUAGAUGCUCUUCAAAAAGCCUACGAAGAGCCACGCAACCAAGACCUUCUGGUGCACAACGGUUUGCCGUAUCCCGUCGUAACCGCAGGCCUCGAAGUUCCUCUCCUAAAACUCCAUCCUACAUGGAAGCAAACUCUGGAUGACGUCAAGUAUUCGUUUUUGUCAAAUGAUUCAUUUGAUCUAAUUAAUAUCAUAUUUCAGCUGGUCGACGCGGCGUGGGAGGAUGGUACGUCGACGUUUGAUAUUGAGAAGGCUGUACGGGAUAAAGGUAUUGAACUUGCGAUUUUCUAA